This is a messenger RNA of Acanthosepion pharaonis, 1170 nucleotides long. NCBI's taxonomy places the organism in Eukaryota, Metazoa, Mollusca, Cephalopoda, Sepiida, Sepiidae. The record is from the annotation of a GenBank genome assembly.
AUGAACUUAACGAGUAUUUAUCGCCAGCCAACUCUCCAGACACUGACAACCAUGACUGGUGUGGGUACAAGUAAAGACUUUUUUUGUCACCAGUUCGAACAAACACCGAUCACAUUAGAGGGACACACGCCAAAUGCAAAUACAGCUUCAACACUAUUCCCUGAUUUUAUCGACACUAAGCCAAUCUUAAGUAAACCUCAGGCUAAACGAAAACUGGAGUUAGAUGUAAUUACAGAAGAACUUAGGAGUCCAAAAAGGAGUCGUAAAACAAAAACUCUCUCAGAUUGCAGUCCUAAAGUGAGCAGAUCCCCUGGAGAAAAAACCAGAUAUGAUACAUCUCUUGGUUUACUGACAAAGAAAUUUGUUGGCCUAUUGAGGAAUGCCCCUGAUGGUGUUGUAGACUUAAACAAGGCUGCAGUAUCAUUGGAGGUGCAGAAACGAAGAAUUUAUGAUAUCACCAAUGUUUUAGAAGGGAUCAAUCUCAUAUCAAAAAAAUCUAAAAACCAUAUACAAUGGAAAGGUUGUACAUCCUCUAUUGCUGCCAACCCGGUCUCUCAACAUUUAACAUCAAAACUCACAGAUUUACAAUUUGAAAUGGCUGAUUAUGAAUCCAAAGAAAACUUGAUGGAUGAAUUGAUUGAGACUUAUAUGUCAAAGAAUAUCCAAAUUUGGUUAAAAAGCAACAGCCAGGCUAUUGAGGUCUAUUUGUGUCCUGAUGAUAUAAAAAAAGAACCUGAAGAUAAUAUUGCUAAUGAAGCAAGCAGUAGCAGUGCCAGUGAUGAGCAUUUGUCUGAAGAUUCCACAUCCUGUGAUAGCUUUAAAACACAAAUGUCUUUCAAAAAUGCCCUUUUAGAGGAGCAAGAUAUUUCUCCGGAUGCAAACACAAAUCUUCUCCAACAAACAGAAGACCAAAACCUUGAUUCAACUCUAACUCAUCUUGAACCACCUAUCUAUAUGGAAGACUACAUGUUUGAUCUCACAGAAGAAGAUGGCAUCUCUGACCUUUUCCCUUAUGAUCACUUGCAGAUACACACAACUUACUCCACUUAUAUCAUGUGGUUCACGGCCAUUAUCAUAAAAUCUUCAUACUGCAUUGAAACCCGCCCAGACAUCAUUGGGUCCCUUUGUUUAAAGGCACUGGUCAGCAGGCGAAGCAGCACACAAGACUGA